Molecule: messenger RNA, 1719 nt
Organism: Synchytrium microbalum
Lineage: Eukaryota; Fungi; Chytridiomycota; Chytridiomycetes; Synchytriales; Synchytriaceae
Exons: 5
Coding region: 1-1719 (572 amino acids)
Biological process (GO): ammonium transmembrane transport
Cellular component (GO): plasma membrane
Molecular function (GO): ammonium channel activity
Source: RefSeq, a predicted model, not a curated record
AUGGCUACAAGUCAAGAUGCUGCUCUUGGAAAGAUAAUUGCGAAAUGGGCAUCGCCUACUAAUAGAUUCCCAACAGAUACAGGCAGUUUGGGCUUCAUGACUUUUGCUCCUGCAUUCACUUUCUUGGUUGCAGUCGGCGUCGCCCUCUUUUGGUCUGGAAUGUCGAGAGCCAAGAAUGCUCUAACCAUGACAUUUGCAUGUGGGGUGGCAUUCUCGAUAGUCGCAAUACAGUGGGUCUGUUUCGGCUUCAGUUUGACAUUCUCCGAAUCUGGAAACAGCUUUAUUGGUGAUUUCGCUCAUGCUGGAUUCGCAAAUCUCGGGUCAUGGGCUCUUGUAUCGACUGCUCCUGCUAUACCAUCUAUAACCUUCGCGCUCUACGAGCUUGUCUUUGCUGCAGUAGCUCCAACCUUUAUAUUUGGAGCAAUCGCUGAACGAUUUAGGUUACCACCGAUGAUGAUAUUUAUAGUCUUAUACACGACUCUGGUAUAUGAUCCACUAGCGCACUGGCUUAAUGGAUCACAGGGGUGGCUCAAGACGUUUAACGGUACUGGGGUCAUAGAUUUUGCUGGGUCAUCGACUGUGCAUAUAGCGGCUGGAAUGGCUGGUUUGGCUUAUGCACUGAUUAUUGGCAAGAGGAAACCGCAUCCUGAUCACGCUAAUGGAGACUAUCCUAUGAUGCCACAUCAUCUGGUCCAAGUCUUUCUGGGAUUUACUCUGAUCUUCUUUGGAUGGUUUGGUUUUGUUGGUGGGAGAACGCACGAUGCUUCUGCAAGGGCUGCUGAAGCUUGUGCGCUCGUAGCCAUCGCCGGAUCAGCUGGAGGUCUCUCAUGGAGUCUAUUUGAUUAUGUUUUCUCUGGACAAUUCUCGUCACUGGGAUACUGUUCUGGUUCUGUGGCAGGACUCGUAGCUAUAUCAGCUGGAGCUGGAAAUAUGUCUCCGUGGGCUGGAGCACUUACAGGCGCGCUAGCUGGAGUGCUCGUCAACAUGUCAUGCUCAGUCAAAAACUUUGGGCAUGGAUGGGUAGACGAUGCACUCGAUACAUGGUCGAUCCACUUUGUAGGAGGAGUGGUAGGAUCUCUAUGUACUGGAUUAUUUGCUGAUUCUUGGGUUGUAGCGAUGAAUACUCCAUCUGCAACAUUGGGAGGAGCGAUAUCGGGACGUGGUGCACAGUUAGGAUAUCAAAUACUGAAAAUCAUAGUUACUGGAGCAUGGUCGUUUAUUAUCUCAUACUCUAUAUUAUAUAUACUAAACAAGAUACCUGGCUGCCACCUAAGAGCCACUGACAAAGAGGAGGACGAGGGAAUGGAUGCUUCCCAAAUGGGUGAAUUGGCCUAUGAUCUGAUGCCUGCGGACCUGAAACGAUUAUAUGAACGUGAAUUGGGAGUAGAUGAAGCCACUGCAGAGUUACUACUGAGUACAGGAGGAGUAUCGAGAACUCUGACUGGUGGUGGUGACUCUAUAGUUGAUAUUGAGAUGGGGCCAUUACAGUCUAAUGGAUAUUCAUCUGUUCCCGAAUAUACCACUGGUGCUACCGAAACGGAUACACAGAAAACUGCGAUACCCAUGGGUGGUGAUGCUAUAACCGCUGCUGAGGAUGAGAAGGAUGAUAAUGUAAAUUUGAAUGGGUUGAGUCAUGGGCGUGCCGUAGUGCCGUUGGCGUCAUCGUCAGCGAUACCUCUGCUUACACAAGAGUCAGAUAUAAAUGACGAGGAAGCUUAA